CUGGGUAUUCCCGAGAUGACGCUAACGUCUCUGCGUGUUUCCUUCUUUCUACAGCUCCUCCUUCCUGAACUUGGUGUUUGUGACUGAUGCUGAUCGUUUCCAUGUGAAGCUGGUGCGGACCGUUUGACCAAGUCUAAUCUCAAUACAGAAGUUCAUACUUCCCUAAUUCUAGUUCUUAUAAGUUCGCUCGGGAGUGCAGAGGACACUACGCGUAGUUCAGCAGUAAAGGGAGUGAACGGGAUGACGUCAAAGGUGAAGGUAGAAAGUGUGUGUGAGCUGAAUUGAGCAGCAUGGAUCAGUGUGAGGACAGAGAGGAGGGAGUCCCUCCCUCUAAAAGCACUCUGUGUGGGGAACAUGAGAGCCAGACCAAAGCUCAGAGGAUUUAUGAGAGAGCUGCUGGACCUGAACCUGAACCCAGCUGUGUGUCCUUAAAGAGUGACCAUUCUGCAGAUCGCCCCAUUGAUUUUAAAUCGCAGCCUCUGUCUGCUGCAGAGAGAGUGGACCAAGAGAGCUCAGAGGUUCCCAGUGGUCAGUCUGCGCAGCAGCAUCAAACACACCUGGACUCCAUAUUUAUGCUCUUGGAGGACAAAAUGGUCACUCUUGUGAAGAAAGAACUUAAGAAGAUCCAGAAGGUUCUGUGUCCAGAUUCCCCAGAAUGCUUAGCAAGUCAGACGGACAAUAAUUGUGCAUUAGCGGGUGAGGAUGAAGAGCCGAAUAGCAUCAGAGAAUCAUUUGUGAAGAUCACACUGCAUAUCCUGAGGAGAAUAAAGCAGGAAGAGCUGGCUGACGAAUUACAGAAUCCAGAUGUGAUGGUUCCAGUACCAGAGCCUCAACCCAUCACGCAUUACCAACAGAUGCUUCGAUCAAACUUCCAGGACAAGUUUAUGUGUGCACAAGAAGGGUGGGCAGAAGAUAAACGGCGUCUGGCUGAUAUCUACACAGAACUAUACAUCACAGCUGGGUAUGACAUACAUAUCAACAUACAGCAUGAGGUCCGGCAGAUUGAAAAGGCAUGGAAGCCGGAAGAAACAGAGAAAGUCGUUAAACCCACAGACAUAUUCAAACAUCCUUCUGGAGAAUACAGACCAAUUAAAACAGUGAUGACCAAUGGAAUCGCAGGAAUUGGAAAAACUUUCCUUGUUCACAAGUUUGUGUUGGACUGGGCUGAACAAAGAUCCAAUCAAGAUGUGCAUCUGGUUUUCCCCUUCACCUUCCGUCAGCUGAAUCCACUGAAGGGAGAAAAGUUCAGUUUGGCAGAGCUCAUUCAUGAAUGUAUCCCAGAAACUGUAGGCAUCACAGAGGAGGCUCUUAAUUACAUCUUUAAAGAUAUUCAGUCAUCAGGAAUCACCAACUAUGACAAAAGUAAAUUCAAACUUCUGUUUGUGUUUGAUGGGCUGGAUGAGAGCCGCCUUCAUCUCGACUUUCAUUCUGAAGAUAUUCGCUCUGUCGAUGUAACAAAGUCAACUAAAACAGAUGUCUUGUUGAGAAAACUCAUCAAUGGAAAAUUACUACGCUCUGCUCACAUCUGGAUAACCACACGGCCUGCAGCAGCCAAUCAGAUCCCUCGAGAGUUUAUCAGCAGCACAACAGAGGUCAGAGGGUUCACUGACCCACAGAAAGAAGAGUACUUCAGGAAGAGAUUCAAAGGUAAGGAGCAAGCUGUCAAAAUCAUCUCCCACAUCAAGACAACAGGAAGCCUCCACAUCAUGUGCCAUAUCCCAGUCUUCUGCUGGAUCACUGCUACAGUUCUAGAAGAUGUGCUGAAAACCAGAGGAGGACAGCUGCCCAAGACCCUGACUGAGAUGUACGCAGAGUUCCUGGUGUUUCAGAUUGAUCAGACAAAAGAAAAGUAUGGCCCACAGAAAAGCAUUGAAUACAUUAAGUCAUUAGCAAAACUUGCCUUUCAGCAACUGGACAAGGGCAACCUGAUCUUCUAUGAAAAAGAUCUGAGAGAGAGCAGCACUGAUGUUAGUGAAGCCUCAGUAUGCUCAGGAGUGUUCACAGAGAUCUUCAAAGAAGAACGAGGAAGGAAAGGGAAAGUUGAGAUGUUCAGCUUUGUCCAUCUGAGUGUUCAGGAGUUUCUGGCUGCUCUUUAUGUAAGGAUGUCGCUUAAUAACAGCAACAUAAAUGUCAUGCCUUUACCACAACCAUCACUGAAAAACCUUCGACUGCUUUUAAGUAAGACAUCUUCAAAGAAGAUCCACAGGAUUUCCAUUGACAGGGCCUUGCAGAGUUCAAAUGGACACCUGGACUUAUUCCUUCGCUUCCUCCUGGGUCUAUCACUGCAGACCAAUCAGGAUAAACUGCAGGACCUUUUAAUGACAAAAGACAGUGGCACAGAGAACAAUCAGAAAACAGUCCAAUACAUCAAGAAGAAGCUCAGUGAGAAUCUGUCUCCAGACAGAUGCAUCAAUCUGUUCCACUGUCUGAAUGAGCUAAAUGAUCGUUCUCUGGUGGAGGAGAUCCAACAGUCCCUGAGUUCAGGAAGUCUCUCCACAGAUAAACUGUCUUCUGCUCAGUGGUCAGCUCUGGUCUUCAUCUUGCUGUCAUCAGAAAAAGAUCUGGAUGUGUUUGACCUGAAGAAAUACUCUGCAUCAGAGGAGGCUCUUCUGAGGCUGCUGCCAGUGGUCAAAGCCUCCAACAAAGCUCUGCUAAGUAGCUGCAAUCUGUCAGAAAGAAGUUGUGGAGCUAUGUUAUCAGUCAUCAGCUCACGGUCGACUAAGCUAAGAGAACUGGACCUGAAUAACAAUGACCUGUGGGAUUCUGGAGUGAAGCUGCUGUCUGUGGGAUUGGAGAGUCUACACUGUACACUGGAGGCUCUGAGGCUCUCAGGCUGUCUGAUCACUCAGGAUGGUUGUACUUCUCUGGUAUUAGCUUUGAACUCCAACCCCUCACAUUUGAGAGAGCUAGACCUGAGCUACAAUCAUCCAGGGGACUCGGGCAUGAAGCUGCUCUCUAGCUUACUGGAUGAUCCACGCUGGAGACUGAACACUCUUAGGUAUGAUAUUAGAGACUUGACCGAGCCCCAUAGCAAGGCAUUUUCAGCAGUGAUAUGGUUGAACUCCAACCCCUCCCAUUUAAGAGAGCUAGAUCUGAGCUACAAUCAUCCAGGAGACUCGGGCAUGAAGCUGCUGUCUAGCUUACUGGAUGAUCCACGCUGGAGACUGAACACUCUUAGGCUGGACCAUGGUGGACAGCACAGGCUGAAACCUGGUCUGAGGAAGUAUUCCUGUAAUCUUAAACUGGACACAAACUCAGUGCACAGAAAACUUAAACUGUCCGACAACAACAGAAGAGUGACGGCAGUAACAGAGGAGCAGCCUUAUCCUGAUCACCCAGAGAGUUUUCAAGCAUGCCUCGGGCUUGAGGUGUAUGAGGGGGCGGAGUCUGUCAUGCUGCCCUGUCAGGUACCAGAGGAUGUUUACCAGGACGCCACAGCAGUGGUUUGGGACCGCAAGGACCUCAGCAUCCCAACAGUGCAUCUGCGUCUGCAGAGCGGGGAUGAUCUCACGAAACAGAAUGGUAUUUACUUCAACCGAACAUCAAUGAGAGCCGACGCUCUGCAGACUGGAGACCUCAGCCUCACUCUGAGGAACCCCAUAGUCAAUGACACCGGCACCUACACCUGCACCACCCGAAAAUAUGGACAAGAUCAGAGCAAGACCCAUUUGCAACUGAAAGUGGCAGAACGUCCUCCUCCUGGUCCCACUCCUCCUCCAGUCUGGCCCAAAGUUGUCUCAGGUGUCCUGGUUCCUGUGGUUCUCCUGGCUGUUGGCUUUGGUGUCUUCAUGUAUUUUAGAUAUAAAAAGUUAAAGAACAAAGAAGUCGUUCAGGUCACAGCAAAACCAGGUGAUGAGUCCGUUGUGCUGACCUGCAGAAGCACAGUUCAGCCCCUGCCUGAUGGUGCUAAAGUGGUGUGGAAGGACAGAAACGAGAGGAAGGUCCACGUGUGUCAGAAAGACUCUGAGCAGGCUGAAAAACAGCACAGACGUUACAGAAACCGAACAGAGAUGAAGAAAGACCCGCUGAGGACCGGAGACCUCAGUUUGACCCUGAAAUACCCCACAAACACAGACAGGGACACCUACACCUGCACCAUCUACAGCGGGGAGGGAAAAGAACUGAUGGAGAAACAGGUGGAGCUGAAAAUCAAAGAGUGUCGGGUGGAGGUGGUGGAGGGGGCGGAGUCUGUCCUGCUGCCCUUCAAAACCACAGCAAACCUGCCUGGAGACAGUGAUGUGGAGUGGAAACGGCAUGAACCCGAAUACAUGAAGGUCUAUGUGUAUGAGAACGGCUCUGACCGGCCCGACAAACAGGACGACCAUUACAGAGGUCGCACUGAGAUGAACACUGACCUGCUGAACACUGGAGACCUCAGUCUGACCCUGAGACACCCCACAGUGAAGGAUACUGGGAGAUACGCCUGUGAGGUCAACAGCAAGGAGGCCUGGAGAUACAAGAGGGUGUGGCUCACAGUUAAAGGGAGAGAUCAGGUCCAGGAUCAAACCGAGGACAACAACACUAUUGAAUUGACUCCUCUGAUGGACCAACAAGCUUGAUCUGACUGGUCUCUGAUUAUGGAUCUGACUGGUCUGUGGAUCAGAGAGAAAACACCAGUAAUGGACUGAAGGGGAUGAAGAGGGAACGAUGCUGAGUUCCUCCACGUUCUGUGAGGAUGUUUUCUGAGCUGUUCACACAGCUGAACCCUGCAGUGACUGUAGCUCAGCUCACUCAUGUAGCAUCAACUGUUUGAUUUGUUACCACAUUACCUUAGCACAAACAACACUCAUGAUGUGCAUUUUAUAGUUACUUUAUAUUUUACUUACCCAUAAUGCCUUGGUGUUCAGGUCUCAGCUGUGAUCAGGGUGCUGUUUAGUUGAUGUUUGGACCUCAUGUCUGCACGUUCUGAGCAGGUAGAUCACAGAGCUCCUACAUGUGUGAGGCUUUGGUGUUGGCUGUGUCUGUAAAACUGCACAAAGUAUAAGACAACUAACACUUUAAUAUACAUGUAGCUAAUGAAGUGUAUAAAGAGAAAGAACAAAAUGUUUUUGUAAAAUGCUGCUGAAGAGAAAAGAAA
Molecule: messenger RNA, 5077 nt
Organism: Pelmatolapia mariae (spotted tilapia)
Lineage: Eukaryota; Metazoa; Chordata; Actinopteri; Cichliformes; Cichlidae
Product: nucleotide-binding oligomerization domain-containing protein 2-like
Exons: 19
Coding region: 291-4559 (1422 amino acids)
Biological process (GO): intracellular signal transduction
Molecular function (GO): protein binding
Source: RefSeq, a predicted model, not a curated record